Molecule: messenger RNA, 2025 nt
Organism: Aplysia californica (California sea hare)
Lineage: Eukaryota; Metazoa; Mollusca; Gastropoda; Aplysiida; Aplysiidae
Exons: 4
Coding region: 141-1478 (445 amino acids)
Cellular component (GO): membrane
Molecular function (GO): wide pore channel activity
Source: RefSeq, a predicted model, not a curated record
UAACUCUGUCGCUCUCCUCGCACAGCCCCCCAAGCCUGUUAUAAAGACGUCGGACGAAGUUUGGCUCAAUUACUCGCUUGUUUUCCCCUCGGAAAAGCCAACGUCAGGAGACAGCAACAGCUGGAGAAAACAUCUAGAGCAUGUCAGGUCAAUUCCUGCUCCUGUUACCUCUCCUGGUAACCGUCGCACAGUCACAUUCUCGAAAAAGGCAGGCAGCGUAUGUGGAUCUACGGCAAAAUGAAAUGGUUGUCGAGCCGUACGUUACGAGGAACUUUACAUUGACGUGCACAGUGACAAGUGCCUUGUUCCAGGAGUACGAUAGAGAUAGCCAAAAGUACUACACUACGAAUUCCAGAGGCUCUAACAAGGAGCAGUUGGUGAGAACCCGUUUGCUGAGGGCUACCAUAUCUGGACCUGCUCCGAGUGCCUGGGAAGUGGUAGCCCAACAAACGGACACAGAUUCCAAUGCCACCAGUUUUGAAGACGGGGUCAUUGCCUAUGGCGACAUAAGAAAGCCCACUUAUCUGGAUGUCACAUGGUCCACAGCAACACCGUCGACGCUCGGGAAGUUCGUUUGUGACGCGUUGGUCGUUUUUGGUGACUCGGCAGAACUUAAAAAAUCGACGACUUUGGAAAUCGGAAAUAAUCUAAAGGGAGCAGACUUCUCAAAAAUGCUGGAGAUCGGGACGGCAGACAUCCUCUCUAAAGUAAAAGAAGAAAAUAACGCCCUGAAGGAACAAGUACAAAACCUUAAAGAGACUGUCAGGCAAAAUCUGGCCGAUCACACCGUGACUCUUGCCAAGAUCGAAUCACAAUAUCAAAAAAUUAUUGAAACUGGCCUUCUUCAACACUGGCCUUUUGGUAGUUACGCCUUGCUCGAGCCCACCUCUGGUUGCCCUGUCGACUAUAUAAGCACAUGGGCCAAGGGUUCUAUUCGUGUCCACACAGAGUCCACACAGAGAAACGAAGAUGAAGUCUCAGAGUCCAACCAUUUGAAAAAUCCAGUUCUCUCGCGAGAAAACGGGAAUAAUUUUGUGACUCAGCAUUUCUGCGUGAAGACAUCCGUUCUCACGUUCGGUCCUAACUGGCCGAAGGGAUCCUACUGCAUCAACAAGAAGGGAGAAUGUCCCGCAGGGUUUCAGAAUGGGUGGCUUCGGUGGGAUUACGAAGACGGCAAUACUAAAGCAAAUCAAACUGGUGCUGUUCCUGACAGUAAUUUCAGUUCCCAUCUCACGAUGCACUACUGUUGCCGAGAUGACGGCUCUCCCGAAGACGAGAUCUCCCUACCCACAAAUCAUCCCUUUUACCUGUAUCGUCGCGGUGGACAGUGUCAGAACGUACGUGACAUGAACGUGAGCCAUGAGUUUUUGCUCUUCGACACGGAGAACAAGGACAACGACGACGAGGCCGCUGGCGCCGUACCAGACGUACAAGUCAAUAACAUUCGAAUGGAACUUUGCUACUAUCAUACACGCUAAUUCAAUUACACAAGCCGGAAACUUUCUUCCUACUAUGCGUCCUAAUUCAGUAGCCUCACACCGGGUUUUUGUUACUAUUUCACUUUUUUGGAGUAUUCGGUUUUCAAAUCACCGUCUUUCUUUCCAAAUAAUAACUAAUUUAUCAAAAUUGCAGCCUCAUUCCUACGAACAUUUCUCUUUAAGACGAGUGGCCUUGUUCUGCCUUACUAAUCAGCAGCUAAUAAUAAAUUGGUCUACUUACUGAACUAUUCCACUAUUUAAGAAUAUUCGUUCGGCAAUAUAAACACCACAUGUUUUUCUUUAAAAAUCUAUUUUUUUCAAACUCGCCACAUAACUCAUAAAACACAAAUGUUGAAAACAAAACAAAGAUAUAGUUACUUCAAAAUUGUGCCUUUGAAAACGAUCCUCAUUGUAUGACAGGUUAUAAACGUAACAUGUGACAAGAUACAACCGUAACAAGAUAAACAGUCUAUUGACUCACUACAGGAAUAUUUUGUCUCUUUUUUUUUCUCAAUACAACUAUGAUUAAAAUCCUUAAGUUCAUGAA